UUUUAUGGCGCUAUUGCUGUACGACCACCAGAUGACGCCAUUUCACUGCUUGCUUUUACAUCCAAAAAAGGCCCGAAGUGCAGUGACAUUACUCCACCUUGUGGACGGUGGACAGACAUAAUGUAAUGUAGCACAUUAUACUUAUUAGAAAAGAAGCGACCGUCAUAUAAUCUUAUACUUCCUUGACAUUCGACAUUAAACGACCAUACAUUUUGGCAGUGGGCACAGUCUUGGGCUGACACUUUGCCUAAGAUUGCUCCUCAUUGCUUGAUCCAAAUUCUGUUAUUGUUGCUGUGUUGUACGGGAAUAUCGUUGAUUAUCAAAGUGAAAUGGUUGCUGGCAUAAGUCAGCAGCGUUAGUUUGAGCACAUAAUUGACAUUUUGUUUACAUGUGUUGAAUGUAAGUCAAUGGGACGCGUAACUCGGUAAAUGGCGGUGACCAAAGAAUAUUUCUCCGGAUGACGUGACACAGGUGCGUACCACGUGGUACUGAAAACGAAAGUAAUAUAGGCUACUAGCGAAAAGACGAUCUCGGCGGUGGCCGUGUCAGCUAUGGGCCUAUCUUUUGUAAGAUUUUAAUAAGCUGUAAUCGGGAUUCAAGGGGGACCGGACAGCAAAUCUUCUUUAGCGCUGCUUUAAGAGGUCCAACUUAAUUUUUACAUGAUAAAUUGGGACAGCCACAGCUCCGAUGAAUCAUUUUUUUUUUUAUUGUUGAAGGACAGACCAGAAUUAUGUGGAGAGUUAUCAACAGUGUUUAACGCAUGCCAACACAGGGAGAAAAAUGCCAGUUCCUGCCAAAUGUAGCAUUGGAAAAACACAAUUCAAUGAGCUGAGGGUUGAUCAGACAGGAGAUCAAUCUGCAUGUGCAAUGACUGAACAAAGAGCAAAUGGUGUCAUCACCUGUGGACACAAUGGCCUCAGACAAGCAUCUGAUGUUGAUGUCCAGAUGAGGGUUAAACCGCUUCAUAAAGCUGGGCUGAAGAGCAGGUUGGACAUCCUAACUGAUUCUGCAACAGUCCAAAAGGAGCAUUACAUCACAGAUGGAGGAAGUGACGGGGUAUAUGAGCAACAUGAGGUUUGGCAGGUACAGUCAUUACCCAGAGGGGAGACCACAGAAGACACACCCAUCAGCUGCAAUGACAUCUUCAAGCCCUUACCUGGACAGGAGAGGCACAUCAGAACUGUGAUGACCAAAGGUGUUGCUGGCAUUGGAAAAACAGUCUCGGUGCAGAAGUUUAUUAUUGACUGGACAGAUGGGGUAGCCAAUCAGGAUGUAGAUUUUAUAUUUUCCCUUUCUUUCCGUGAGCUUAAUUUAGUCAGGGGUGAUCAAUAUAGUCUUCACAGUCUCCUGCUUGACUUCCACCCUGAACUGAUGAAGUUGAAUGAUGGUGAAGUAUUCAAAGACUGUCAAGUUGUGUUCAUCUUGGAUGGUUUGGAUGAGAGUCGAUUGACUCUGGAUUUGAAACAGAACAGUAAUUUGUCUGAUGUUAAACAAAUAUCAUCGGUGGAUGUUCUGAUGACUAGCCUCAUUCAGAGAACUCUGCUUCCCUCUGCACUCAUCUGGAUAACCUCACGACCAGCAGCAGCCAGUCAGAUUCCUACUCAGUAUAUCGACCAGGUAACAGAAGUGCGAGGAUUCAAUGACUCCCAGAAGGAAGAGUACUUCAGGAAGAGAAUUAGUGAUGAGAGUCAGGCCAAAAGAAUCAUCUCACACAUUAAGGCAUCCAGGAGUCUCCACAUCAUGUGCCACGUUCCAGCAUUCUGUUGUAUCGCAGCCACUGUACUUCAGCAGAUGAUGGAAAAGGACAAUAACCAGGAAAUCCCCAAAACACUGACUGAGAUGUUCAUACAUUUCUUGCUCAUCCAAACAAAUCACAUGCAUCAAGCUGAGUGUGAAACAGAGAAACAGGUGGCCCAGAUGGACAGCCUACUGACACUGGCGGAACUGGCCUUUAAGCAUCUGGAACAUGGGAACAUGGCGCUGCAUGAAGAAGACUUCAGAGAAUACAAUACUGACAUCAAGAAAUGCUUGUUUUACCCAGGAAUCAUCAAAGAAUUGGCCUUUAAUGAGAGGAAGAUCUACUACUUCUCACAUUCGAGUGUCCAGGAGUUCCUUGCUGCUCUUCAUGUGUUCAACUAUUACAAGUGCCUGAAUGACAACUGCACUACCCUGGAGGUUUUUCUUGAGAAGACCCAUGCACCACUGGCUGAGUUCCUGGAGGAUGCGGUGAAGAAGGCAUUGGACAGCAGCAGUGGACACCUGGACCUUUUCCUGCACUUCCUGUUAGGCAUCCCUUUGGAGUCCAAUCAGAGGCUACUGCAAGACCAAUGUAUUCUCACCCACCCGAUGAACAGCUCUCCGGGCAUAAUGAAAAUUUGUCAGUAUAUAAAAGAUCUGGACAAAGAAGACAUCGCUCCUGAAAAAUACAUCAAUCUUUUCCACUGCUUAUUUGAAAUGAAGGAUCAUUCAUUGGAUGAAGAGAUUCAAGAGCUCCUGAAGUCACCGAAUGGGUUCAAGUUGUCCCCUGCUCAUUGUUCGGCCUUGGCCACUGCUCUCCUGACGUCCGAUGGACUGCCCGAUGGAUUUGACCUGAAGAAAUACAACACUUCAGAUGAAGGUCGCAGGAGACUCCUCCCUGUUAUGAGGAUUUACAGAAAGGCACGACUGACUGGCUGUAAUCUCAGUGAUACGCUUUGUAAGGCUGUGGCCUCAGUUCUGCAGUCCCCAAACCUCCUGGUCGAACUGGACUUGAGCAGCAACCCCUUUCGUGAUUCUGGAGUUCAGUGUCUCUCUGCUGGACUACGCACCUUCAACUGCAGACUGCAGACGCUAAGACUCGUAGACUGUGAGCUCAGUGAUGCGUCCUGUGCAGCCAUGGCUGCAGUCCUGCAAUCGCAAAACUGCCUCAAACAACUGGACCUGAGCAGCAAUAAAAUCAAGGACAGUGGAGUCCAGCAUCUGUCUGCAGGACUCUAUCAUGCCAACUGUAACCUGGAGAUAUUGAGACUAGCAGACUGUGACCUCAGUGAUGUGUCCUGUGCAGCUGUGGCUGCAGUUCUGCAGUCGACAAACUCCCUCAAACAACUGGACCUGAGCAGCAAUAAAAUCAAGGACUGUGGAGUCCAGGAUCUGUCUGCGGGACUGUGUCAUGACAACUGCAACCUGAGGAUAUUGAGGCUCUCUGACUGCAAAUUGAGGACCAAGUCGUGUGAAGCUGUGGCGUCGGUGUUGAGGUCAGUCAACUCCCUGGCAGAGCUGGACCUCAGCAACAACGUCCUCAAAGACUCUAGCCUUCAGCAUCUCUCUGUGGGUCUUGGCAGUCCGGAGUGUAAACUGCAAAAACUAAGUGUCAAAGACUGCCAGAUCUCAGACGAGGGUUUCCGUUUGCUGAGCGAGGCUCUGAUCACAAACCCCUCGCAUCUGAGAGAGCUGGACAUUCGGUACAAUAACCAGGGAGACUCAACACUGAAGCUGCUCUCUGCCAGACUGAAGGACUACCACUGUGCACUGAAGACACUUUAUUUCUUUCCUGAAAUUAGAUUGAGGCCAGAUAUGCAGGGCUAUCCUUGUGAUCUCACCUUGGACUCAAACACGGCAAACAGAAACCUCUUGCUCUCCGAGGGGAACAGAAAGGUGACCUGUGUGAGUGAGGAGCAGCCUUAUCCUGACCACCCAGAGAGAUUCGACUACUGGUAUCAGGUUCUGUGCCGAGAGGGUCUGUCUGGACGCUGCUACUGGGAGGUGGAGUGGAGUGGCAGAGGGGUCACGCUCUGCCUGUCGUAUAGAAGCGCAUCCAGAAAGGGAGAUGGUCGUGCUACUGUGAUGGGGAAUAAUGCCAAGUCCUGGAUGGUCGACUUGAACACUCACUUGGCCUGGCACAAUGACAAACACACGGGCAUCCCAACCCCUCACGUCCAGUCCAAAAGAGUCAGAGUGGACCUGGACUGGCCGGCCGGCACUCUGUCCUUCUACAGCGUCUCCUCCUCUGACACUCUCACCCUCCUGCACACGUUCCGCUCCCCAUUCACUGAGCCCCUCUAUCCAGGGUUUGGGCUACUGGUUGGCUCCACUGUAACCCUGUGCCAGAUAACACAGGAACCUCCUUUUGUGGCAGGAACGCCAUACACAGAGUCAUACACACGGACAAACCCUCCUUAUCCGACAGGAACUCCAUACACACAGACAAACACACGGACAAGCCCUCCUUAUCCAACAGGAACUCCAUACACACAGUCAAACACUCUAUAUCCGACAGGAACUCCAUACAUACAGUCAAACACUCUAUAUCCGACAGGAACUCCAUACACACAGUCAAACACUCCUUAUCCGACAGGAACUCCAUACACACAGUCAUACACACGGACAAAUCCACUAUAACUUUCUACAAAUGAUUAUAUUGUACUGUCAGUGAUUAUAUUGUACUGUUGGGAUGUUUCAUUAUGUAUUUAGCAUUCGCAAAAAAAAAAAAAAAGAUUUGAAAUAAAAUAAUUUCAGAAUAUAUUUUAUUAUUACUUAUGUGACUCGUCACUAUAGAGAUGGCACUAAACCAGUUUACAAAUAAUAUAAUAAUUUUCUCAAGUAAGUAUUGAUUCAUCAACAAACAUCAUUCUCUCUACAAAAUCAAAUAUUAAAAGAUAACAUUAAUGUUAAUACAAUGAUGUGCCUGAAGGAGCAUUGCUGUGUAGGGGACAAGCAUAAUACCAACCAAUGAUAACACAGGACACAUACACAUACACACAGACAAAGUCAUUGUAACUUUCUACAAAUGUUUACAUUGUACUGUUGUAAUUUUGUAUCUUGUAUUUAGCAUUUGCAACAAAUAAAGAAUGUAUUUAAAAUUA
This is a messenger RNA of Alosa sapidissima (American shad), 4841 nucleotides long. RefSeq names its product NACHT, LRR and PYD domains-containing protein 12-like. NCBI's taxonomy places the organism in Eukaryota, Metazoa, Chordata, Actinopteri, Clupeiformes, Clupeidae. Gene Ontology annotation, molecular function: protein binding. The transcript has 12 exons. The record is from RefSeq and is a predicted model, not a curated record. Bases 781 to 4377 code for a protein of 1198 amino acids.